AUGCUAUUUUUACGCGCGGACACCGGACACCCGGCUGGGCCGGCUGCGGCACCGGGGCGGGCGUCGGAGCCACACGUCCGUCCGCCGGUCGUCCGAGCUGCGCGCGCUAUGGAGCCGGGGUGCCCGCCGCCCUGCAGCUGCUGCGAGCGGCUGGUGCUCAACGUGGCCGGGUUGCGCUUCGAGACCCGCGCGCGCACGCUCGGUCGCUUCCCGGACACGCUGCUGGGGGAUCCGGUGCGCCGCAGCCGCUUCUACGACGGCGCACGCCGCGAGUACUUCUUCGACCGACACCGGCCCAGCUUCGACGCGGUUCUCUACUACUAUCAGUCGGGCGGACGGCUGAGACGGCCGGCGCACGUGCCGCUCGACGUCUUCCUGGAGGAGGUGUCCUUCUACGGGCUGGGCGCGGCGGCGCUGGCACGGCUGCGCGAGGACGAAGGCUGCGCGGUGCCACCCGAGCGGCCGCUGCCGCGCCACGCCUUUGCGCGCCAGCUCUGGCUGCUCUUUGAGUUCCCCGAGAGCUCGCAGGCUGCGCGAGUGCUCGCCGUGGUCUCUGUGCUCGUCAUCCUGGUCUCCAUCGUGGUCUUUUGCCUCGAGACGCUGCCAGACUUCCGCGACGACCGCGACGACCCGGGGCUCGCGCCGGUGGCGGCUGCUACUGGCCCGUUCCUCACUCGGCUGAACGGCUCCAGCCCCAUGCCAGGAGCUCCUUCCCGUCUGCCCUUCAGUGAUCCGUUUUUUGUGGUGGAGACCCUCUGUAUCUGCUGGUUCUCCUUUGAGCUGCUGGUGCGUCUGGUGGCCUGCCCAAGCAAAGCCGUAUUUUUCAAGAAUGUGAUGAACCUUAUCGACUUCGUGGCCAUCCUGCCUUACUUUGUGGCGCUGGGCACCGAGCUAGCCCGGCAGCGGGGUGUGGGUCAGCCGGCCAUGUCCCUGGCCAUCCUAAGGGUCAUCCGAUUGGUGCGUGUCUUCCGUAUCUUCAAGCUAUCCAGGCAUUCGAAGGGCCUACAGAUCCUGGGUCAGACGCUGCGGGCCUCCAUGCGUGAACUAGGUCUCCUCAUCUUCUUCCUCUUCAUUGGUGUGGUCCUCUUUUCCAGUGCGGUCUACUUUGCUGAAGUGGACCGGGUGGAUACCCAUUUCACCAGCAUCCCAGAAUCCUUCUGGUGGGCAGUGGUCACCAUGACCACAGUUGGCUAUGGAGACAUGGCACCCGUCACUGUGGGUGGCAAGAUCGUGGGCUCUCUGUGUGCCAUUGCCGGUGUGCUCACCAUCUCUCUGCCUGUACCCGUCAUCGUCUCCAACUUCAGCUACUUUUAUCACCGGGAGACAGAGGGUGAAGAGGCAGGGAUGUACAGCCAUGUGGACACACAGCCCUGCGUCACACUGGAGGGCAAGGCUAAUGGGGGACUGGUGGACGCUGAGGCCCCUGAACUCCUACCACCACUCUGGCCUCCCGCUGGGAAACACAUGGUGACCGAGGUGUGAGGGACAGCGGGGGUCUUCAGGAAGCAGUGGGCGGGCGGGAGGAGGGGCAGCAGGGCAGGUGCUGGUUAAGGAGCAGAGACUGAAUGUGGAGUUAGGUCAUGUGGUAGCUCCUCAGGGGGCUUAAGUAGGCACGGAUGGCCAGGAUUUGCAUCGAGUCCAGGGGUUCCCCAUUGGUUGUGCAAAUCUCCGGGGGACCUGUGAGUAGCACUAAAAGAGGCUUGUCAUAAGUUGUGGGUUUCCUGGGUCUGUGUGGGGUCUCCUUCAAGUAUGCGAUGAGCAGUUGUGUGGCUUUGAGUCCCCGAGGGCUCCACAAGUUGGCCCCACUGUUAACUGUGAUCAUGUGGCUGCACAGUCAUGCGCAGAAGUUAUGUGGAGAUGCACAGAAGAGUGUAUGGAUUUGUGCUGCUUCUAGGACCCGCGUUAGUUUAGGUUCUGUGAGCUCUGGAGCCUUGCAGACAGAAUGUGGUCACCCUGGGUCCUGAUGGGAACAACUGGGUUCAAGUAUAAUAAGAGUUAGGAGGAGGCAGAGACCCAGAGAGUGAGGGGCAGAGACCCCCAAGCGAUAGUCUCUGCAUUGUAUAACGUUAGUGGGCUGGAACCUGGUGAGGGCCACGCGAAGCUGAGAUGUGUGUGACAGUGUGAGUCUUCCAAGGGCCGUGCAGUUGAGUCUGAGGACGUUGGUCUCAUGGGACGGACCAUGCUGACGCCUGUCACUGGGAGUCAGUCCUGUGGGAGUGUAUGUGAGGGCCAUACGGCCAUAGGACCAGGUGAAUUCGUAGCAUCAGGACCCAAGAGUCACAGCACUGAUAAAAUAACUACAAGGGAGCAAGCAUGGCCACAUGGGGGGGUGGCCCACUGAGCAAGCUUGCUCAGGGCUGUGCACUCUAGCUGGCAGUUCCUGUCUCCCUGGGUCCCCACCCCAUCCAUCUGGAGAGGCUCUGGGGGAACAAGUAGUCAGCUUAUCUUGCUCAUUUGGGACCCAGGCUAUGCUGCCCCGAGCUGUAGCACAGAGAUUCAAAGACUGGAGCUACAAGGGGAGAAAAACACAGCGGAGAAGGAGUAGGACCAGGGGGACAGAGAUCUAGAGGAAAGAGAGGAGAGAAAGGAAGGGGGUGAGAGAGAGGAAGGAGGAGAGGGAGAGGGAGGGGGGAAGGGAGAGAGACCCAGAGAGAGGAAACCAAGAAUGAGGGAUGGCACAGAGUGGUGGAUGUCAGACAUGCAGAAAGAGGGAGAGAUGUACUAAAGAGAAGAGAGAGAGAGAGAGAGAGAGAGCGGAAACCAUGUAGCCUUGAGCCCAAGGGUCAACCUUUCUGUUCUCUGAGUCAUAACAGACUCUAAGCCAUGGCGUCAGCAUCCCUCACAGCCAAGGAAGGUCACCACACUCCUGGAGGUGCUCUGUGUUUCCUAGGGCAGAAACCCAAGGCUGUAAAACGCUGUGGCUUCCCCCAAGGUCACACAGAACGUCAGAGGGCCAGGCCUGGCACCGGCCUGCCUGUUCACCCCCACAGCUUCUGGUGUGCAGGUAUUACCAGAGGCCACGGGGCCUGUGUCUUUUUGUUUCCUUUUGUCUUUUGAGACAGGG
Molecule: messenger RNA, 3064 nt
Organism: Peromyscus leucopus (white-footed mouse)
Lineage: Eukaryota; Metazoa; Chordata; Mammalia; Rodentia; Cricetidae
Gene: Kcna7
Product: potassium voltage-gated channel subfamily A member 7
Biological process (GO): protein homooligomerization; potassium ion transmembrane transport
Cellular component (GO): membrane; voltage-gated potassium channel complex
Molecular function (GO): delayed rectifier potassium channel activity; protein binding
Source: RefSeq, a predicted model, not a curated record